AUGGCAGCAGCCUCGAAUUUUUUGGUGGGCCAAAGGGACUUGCAGAUAUUGUCUCUGAGAAGGCUUUCGUCGAAUUUAUCUACUGCAUCAGCCAUUGAUACAAGCGAUGGAAGGUUUAUUAAGGGACUGAGCUCUUUCAAGUUCAAAUGCUGUUGCUCGGACAAUUAUGGCAAUAAAUUUCAAAUUCAUGAUAAUGAUAUUUUUAGUAACAGUAAUGGGGUGCAGAAGGCAAGGGCGUUUGGUCCGUGCUUGCCGCAAUUUCUGUUUGAUUCAGAGGAAGUUGUUAGUGUGGAGGACAGGGCAAACAUUGUGGAUUAUAGUGCCUUUAUUGGCGCUCGCGAUGGUGGCUCUACCAAUAGAGGAAACUCGACUGGAUUUCCAGAUCAGCUCUUGCCCGAGAAAAUCAUGAUUGCGGUGGAUGUUGAUGAGGUUCUUGGAAACUUUGUAUCAGCUCUCAAUCAAUUCAUUGCAGAUCGAUAUUCUAUAAAUCACUCAGUUUCUGAAUACCAUGUCUAUGAGUUUUUUAAGAUAUGGAACUGUUCUCGUGAUGAAGCUGAUAUACGCGUGCACGAGUUCUUUAAGACAUCUUAUUUUAAGAAAGGGAUUCAUCCAAUUCCAGGUGCCCAGAAAGCUCUUCAAAAGUUGUCCAAAUUUUGUAAUCUGUCCGUUGUUACGUCCCGACAGAAUGCAAUUAAGGAGCACACAAUUGAAUGGAUUGAGAGAUAUUAUCCGGGGUUGUUCAAGGAGAUCCAGUUUGGAAAUCACUUUGCAUUGGAUGGAAAGUCCAGAUCUAAAUCAGACAUUUGCAAGUCCUUGGGAGCAAAGGUUUUGAUUGAUGAUAAUCCAAGAUAUGCAAUCGAGUGUGCUGAAGUUGGGAUCAAGGUUCUUCUUUUCGAUUAUGAGAAUUCGUAUCCUUGGUCCAAGAUGGUUAAUCGACAUCCUCUUGUCACCAAGGUCCACAACUGGGAAGAGGUGGAGCAUCAGUUAGGAUUGUGGAUUACGCCAUGA
Molecule: messenger RNA, 1008 nt
Organism: Fraxinus pennsylvanica
Lineage: Eukaryota; Viridiplantae; Streptophyta; Magnoliopsida; Lamiales; Oleaceae
Source: the annotation of a GenBank genome assembly